AGAUAUUUUGGAACCCUACGCAAUAAACUCUGCGUUCCCCGCACUUGUUUUGAGACCUACCGCCGUACUCACUCUUCCUCUCGCGAUCUUCGUAUCGAUCUCGCAGCCGCUUAGCCAGCGGUCGCCGGACUCGGGUUGCCGUCCGCUCACCUCUCCCAAAGGCCACAUCGCACCCUUAGCCAGUGAUAUCGUUCCUCGGAUCUCGUAGGCCAGUCUCUUCUCCCAGCCGCCCUCCGUCGGUACAGCCAAUCAAUCCAGUUGAUCAAGUGAAAGCGAAGGAGAAGAAAAUGGUUUGCAUUCGACAGGCAACCGUCGAUGAUCUGCUGGCAAUGCAGGCAUGCAACCUGCUAUGCCUGCCGGAGAACUACCAGAUGAAGUACUACCUUUACCACAUCCUCUCCUGGCCACAGCUCCUCUUUGUCGCGGAGGACUACGACGGACGCAUCGUCGGCUACGUACUUGCCAAGAUGGAGGAGGAUGCCUCCGAGCCUUGCCACGGCCACAUCACUUCCCUCGCCGUCCUCCGCACCCACCGCAAGCUCGGCCUCGCCACCAAGCUCAUGACUGCCGCCCAGAAUGCUAUGGAGUCUGUUUUUGGGGCCGAGUAUGUAUCUCUCCAUGUCCGCCGCAGCAACCGCGCGGCCUAUACCCUCUACACCUCCAGCCUCAGUUAUCGCAUCCACGACGUGGAGGCCAAGUACUAUGCUGAUGGGGAGGAUGCUUAUGACAUGCGCAAGCAGCUGAAGGGCCGUCCCCAUGCCCAUGGCCAUAGCCAUAGCCAUAGUCAUAGUCAUAGCCACGGCCAUCAUCACCACCACCAUCAUGGAGGCUGCUGCUCAGGGGAGUCUAAGGCUGCACCUUCCGUAGACGUUGGUGCACCAGCUGAUCCAGGCACUGGUGCAUCUGGUUCCAAUUCUUCAGCUUCAGUUUCAGCUCCAGCUGCUGGGGCGUGAGAAGCUUAUAUGUGUCCAAGGUACACUUGAUACUAUGCCCUUGGUUGUGCGUUUUACCGUCGCUUUUAAUUAAUGACUCGGAUACAGAGUUGCUGUGCUUAUGAUUAUAUUUUCAUGUUUGUAUGGAGUCUUUUGAUUCUUAUUUAUGUCGUCGAACUGCAACUUCUUUGCUUC
Molecule: messenger RNA, 1127 nt
Organism: Zingiber officinale
Lineage: Eukaryota; Viridiplantae; Streptophyta; Magnoliopsida; Zingiberales; Zingiberaceae
Product: N-terminal acetyltransferase A complex catalytic subunit NAA10-like
Exons: 2
Coding region: 288-953 (221 amino acids)
Biological process (GO): N-terminal peptidyl-glutamic acid acetylation
Cellular component (GO): NatA complex
Molecular function (GO): protein N-terminal-serine acetyltransferase activity; protein-N-terminal-glutamate acetyltransferase activity
Source: RefSeq, a predicted model, not a curated record